Molecule: messenger RNA, 4320 nt
Organism: Cherax quadricarinatus
Lineage: Eukaryota; Metazoa; Arthropoda; Malacostraca; Decapoda; Parastacidae
Source: RefSeq, a predicted model, not a curated record
CCUGCGCCUAGCUCAGUCGUACUGUCUCCACAGAGUUGUUCGCUCACACACGCACAUACCUGUGCUAGCUAAGGUUACCCAUCACCGUGUCAGUCCAAGCAGUGGUAACCUUCACACAACACAAUGCGUGUGACUUUGCUGGUGUUGGCAAUGGUGUCCCUGCUGGCCCCUGGGGACUGCCAAUCUUCCAGCAGACUACAGCAGAUGAUGACCAACUUUGCCAGCAACGUGAGCAACUUUGCGGCGAGGAUCAGCAGUGGCGUGUACAGAACCUUCAAUGGACGUGAGAUCCCCGUGCGUCAUCGCCAGCACCUCGCUAGACAACAAAAACAGAAACAACAGCUAUCUAUAUCCGACCCCGAGCUGGACGAAAAUAACUUGAUCGCCCCUAACGCCCUACCGCAGAAACCCCUGUCACAGCAACAACAGCAAGUACAAGGCAUUCGCCCGCUCCUUCGCCAAAACCGCAACCGCCUCUCUUUCCGACAGUUCGUGGACGGGACGAUGUCUCGGCUCGCGAACAUGCUCCCCAGACUUCGUCGACGUGCCUUCAACCGUCAGCGCAAUACUCGCGACAUCCAGGUAAGACUUCCGACAGAUCAUGCUUACUAUGACCAUCAGGAGAGUGAUUUCGGUGUCUCGUCGAGAUCCCUUCAGCCCAGCUCCCAUUCGAAUCCCACGUCCAUUCACGUCUCUGUAAAUUUGUAUGGAGGAGAUAAUGACCAACCAGCUGGGUCCUCCAGCCCUGAUCAUUCUCUCACCGUCAAACACUAUUCCAACCACACUCUUGACGUCAAGCAUCAUUCACAACAUGAAACAAAAGUGAGGGACAACUUGGUGAAUGUGACAAAGAAGGUUAAUGCUUCGGAGGACACGACGAAGUUCCUAGACAAGACAAAAGACGUAUCUCCUCCGUACCUUACUGCAGGAGUCCAACCGUAUUACCCAUACCCAAACCUCAACAGUUUCUUCAACCACUAUGACGCUUCGCACUGGUGGCCUCAGGAUAUGUGGCAAACCCAGCAGAACUCAGGAAGUACUUUCAAUAGCCAAGAUAACAGCUACGGCACUCUUCCAUCUUCUACUGUCAACUACCCAAGCCCAGUGAGUUUCAGUUUCAAUAAAGAUGAGGAAUCCAGAUGGAUGUUAAGCAAAGGUGGCUAUAGCACCUCAGACUACAAGGAUGGUUAUCUACACGGAUACGACCAGGGUUAUGACGACGGUAGGGUUAGAGGCAGUUUAGAUGGGAAUCAGUGGUCAAGCGGCAAUAUGAAUGCCCCAGACAGUAGUCUAAAGGAAAUCUACAGCGUCUGGGGAAAUCCUGGUGUUAACAACAAGAAAUGGGGUCCUGAAACUAACAACGGUAGAUGGAAUUCAGGUACUAACAAGGGCAGAGGGAGUCCAGGUACUGAGAACAACGGCAGGGGCCAGGUCAGUAGCGGCACUUAUCAGGUAAGUUGGUAUGCUAACAAGGUGUUGGAUGAAGGUACAAGGUGUGGCGGUCAGUGUUUAUGGGACGAACUAAUGAAUUUCCUUGAUCAUUACAGCACGAGUGAGAGCCGCGGGGUGAUGGGAGCCUCGCCUGCAGCUGGGUCGGUGGGGCAUGUGGUACGCUCAAUGAACAGGCACCCCAAUACCCAACACAACGACCAUCCUGCCUACAUCUCCUCUCAUAACCUUGUAUAUAGUCACACGCCUAACAUUAAUCCAAAUCUUCCCGGAAUGAGCAACGUCAACAGUGCUUCCAGCCGACGUCGUCCUGGGAGCCACUUCAACUCUCCUCAGCUUAAAGCGGGUGGCGAACCUUAUUCUGGGGAUACUCGGCAGUACAUCUCUGUUUCAAGGGAUCAAGGGAAUGGCAAAACCCUACCCCCUGGCCCACUGAGGUACCGCCCUAACUACGACCUGAUCUUCGAUAAAGGUCGGCGGGUGCGUGGCCGAGAGGCCGGACAUGAAAGCAACCCAAGUAGUAGCUCGAGGCGCCUCUGAAGCGAUCUCAGUGUUGCAGAUUAUUCCCAUUUCGACUGUCUGGUCCGCUACCAGAUUACAAUUUCGUCUACUACCAUUUCAUCUGCUGCCAAAUUACUAUUUCAUCUACAUGUGGGUUCCCGUUCCAUAAUGAGUUAAAAGACCCACACGGUUUUAGCGCGUCAUGUAAAUACAAUAAAUCCCGACUCACGAACUCUUAAUAACACGACUGCAAUUAAACCACUGGCCUGUGAGUUUUAGGACUCACUUGUCAUAGGUUCGAACCCCACCCGUUCCGUGGUUUAUAUUAAAUUCCAAUUCAUCUACCAUCUUUUAUUGUCAACUCCCAAUAUGCCUACUCUGAACAUGUCACGUUCUCAGUCACUACUCUCAUCAUAUUGUUGAUGAUUACAGUACGUACACAUUGAUGAAUAGGACACGCGUGGAUUUCUUGGGAAUCUUUAUUGCUGCAACGCUUCGCCUCUACCUGAGGCUUAUGUCGAAUACAGGUGAAUAAAACACCGGAGACAGCAGUAGUUUCAGUACUUUCAGUAGUUUCGAGGAGAUCCGUCCUUCACCAUGGUAAGUUUAUUCAGUUAUACACAGAUACAGUUACAUAGAUGAUCAUACAUACCAGCAUAUGUGUAAAGUACCUGGGAUAACCCAAAAAAGUCAGACAGAGAGACUUAUUUCCAUUGGGGUGGGUGGUCAGUCCCUCAGGAUUGUGGGACUGGCCUGAGAGACUGACCUCAAACCAGACUUGUGGGACUGAUCGCCUCCCAACAAGGCUAAAUAACUAGACGCCUCAAAACUACUUCCUCUACUCUCUCCAUUGUUAUUUUGGUAUAUAUUCUGCUGAAGAAGCCUUCUGUGUAGGCGAAACGUUUCGGUAAUAAAGAUACCGAAGUAUCAGUUAAUGUUCUAUGUAAGUUACUUCACACAUAAUAACGUGUACAUUGUCGCGGAAUUGUAUAUAGUUGUUGACAUUCUGUAACCUAACCUAACUUGGCCUAACCUAACUUGGCCUAACCUAACUUGGCCUAACCUAACUUGGCCUAACCUGACCUAACCUAACUUGGCCUAACCUAACUUGGCCUAACUUGGCCUAACUUGGCCUAACCUGACCUAACCUAACUUGGCCUAACCUAACCUAACUUGGCCUAACCUGACCUAACCUAACUUAGCCUAACUUAACCUAACCUAACUUGGCCUAACCUAACCUAACCUAACUUGGCCUAACCUAACUUGGCCUAACCCUGCCUUAGCUGACCUAAUGAAUAUCCCAAUACAAGCUUGUCCAGCAGUGUGUCACAACACAAGAAAGUUUGACUAAUAGCUUACCGUAUCCCUCUCUGGUUAGAGCCUGUAGUGCUGGACGGCCUCCACUACACCAGGUUUGUAAAAUACACCUGUCCCUGCCUUACCUAUCUAAAUUACCUAAACGGGAGUAGACUAUUAGGGAAGAUAUGUAGAUAAAUGGUUCAGAGAGUCGACAAGUUGAUAAAUUAGACACAUGUGCAACGCUCUGGUAUCUUGUGGAAAUGGUACCAUAAUAAAGAUACCUGAGUGUGGCACAUGUCUAAUUUAUCACUAGGGAAGAGCAGCCACUUCAAGAGUGGAUGUCAUUACAUUAGACAUAAUGUGAGUAGAACACUGGUAUUAGAUACCUCCGACCCAACAAAUGGACCUGCCUAACAUGAGCCAGUAGAUCUCCGGCAGUGCUCCUGCAGUAGGCCUGCAGUCUUUAACACCCUCGCCUCCUCUCUCGCCAUCAUCACCUCUCUCCCCCAUUAAUAAUCUCCCCCUCUCCACCCACCACCAGUCACCACCUACAGUAAUGCAUCCUAACCCUUGCAUGGCUAAGCCUUAUACUGACCCACGUGCAAAACAGCCACAGGGGGAGUUGAAUGACAGCUCCAGGCCUUUCGUGUUGCUAUCAGCACAUCAGGAGCUAGCAAUGUUGCAGAAAAAGAGGAAUUUCAUUCAAAAACGUUCUGAACGUAUUAGCCUGGUACUCAUUUUCUUUCUGCAACAUAUUGCAAGCUCCUGAUAUGCUGAUCGCAACACGAAAGGCCUGGAGCUGUCAUUCAACUCCCCCUGUGGUUGUUUUGCAUUCUGAAUCGCUUGUUCGCGAUUAUUGCCUAAUUAACCCAUGUGUAUAAAGACAUGUUUACAUGUCACGUCUGAUAUAUCAUGUCUGUGGUCCUAGCACGUCAGUCAUAAUUACUAAACAUACAAAGUAAUUAUAAGUUUAAUCUUAGGUUACCUGUCCAAUUAAUAAUCUUGAGUUAAUUACCUUUAAAAAAUAAUUCAUAGCUCUGUUGAAUUAUCUUUAAAUAAGGUUUGAAGUUC